AUGAUAUUGGUAUCAGCAGCGCCCAGCCAGAAGGAGGGUACUGGCCGAGACGAAGGUCUGAGGAAAGGAGUCUUCAUCAACCACACAGACGGAAGCACACUCAUCGGGAAGGUGUGGCCAGGUCUGACAGCGUUUCCUGAUUUCUCUGAUCAUGUGACCCAUGAGUGGUGGUACGACAACCUCAAGAGGUUCCACGACAAAGUUCCCUUCGACGGACUCUGGAUUGACAUGAACGAGCCGUCUAACUUCGUGGACGGGUCGACCGUUGGUUGUCCUGACAACAAGCUGGAGAACCCUCCAUACACACCUGGUAUAUUAGGAGGGUUGUUGAGGGCUAAGACGCUGUGUGCCUCUGCUGUCCAGAAGACCUCGUCUCACUACAACAUGCACAGCCUGUAUGGACUUCUAGAAGCUAAGGCGUCUGCCUGUGCCCUGAAGCGUAUGUUAGGGAAGAGCGUUGUGAUCUCUCGCUCCACCUUCCCAAGUCAAGGCCGAUACUCUGGACACUGGCUAGGAGACAACAGGAGUCACUGGAAGGACAUGUACACCUCUAUAGCAGGUAUGUUAACCUUUAACCUCCUGGGUGUUCCCCUGGUGGGGGCUGAUAUCUGUGGCUUCAGUGAACAGACUGAGGAGGAGUUGUGUGUUCGCUGGACACAGCUAGGAGCCUUCUACCCUUUCACACGCAACCACAACGCUAUCGACCAGAGGCCUCAGGACCCUCCAGCAUUCAGCCCUCUAGCCCGUUCAGCCAUGAAACAGUCUCUCCUGCUACGCUACUCUCUCUUCCCUCUGCUUUACACACUGUUCCACCGUGCACACACACACGGACACACCGUCGCUCGCCCUCUGCUGUUCGAGUUCCCCAAGGACGUGAGAACGUAUGGGAUAGACAGACAGUUCCUAUGGGGGAAGAGUUUGAUGGUGACACCAGUAUUAGAUCCAGGUGUGGACUAUGUAGUGGGCUACUUCCCCCAGGGACUCUGGUACGACUACUAUACGGGUGAUUCUAUCCGUAGUAAAGGAGAGGAGUUGAGACUCAAGGCUCCUCUAGAUCACAUCAACCUUCACCUGAGAGAAGGAGCUGUCAUACCUACACAGCGUCCCAACACCACCCUGUUUGUGAGCAGUGGUCAGCCGCUCCACCUGGUUUCCAGUCUGUCUGAAGACGGCUCAGCCAGAGGAGAGCUGUUCUGGGACGACGGAGAGAGCAUCGACACCUUCGAAAACCGACCAGUACGCUCACAUAGUGUUCACUGUGGUCAAGAAUGGUUCAACCACUACUAA
Coregonus clupeaformis (lake whitefish) is the source of this 1287-nucleotide messenger RNA. RefSeq names its product lysosomal alpha-glucosidase-like. Lineage: Eukaryota; Metazoa; Chordata; Actinopteri; Salmoniformes; Salmonidae. The record is from RefSeq and is a predicted model, not a curated record. Gene Ontology annotation, molecular function: alpha-1,4-glucosidase activity. Gene Ontology annotation, biological process: carbohydrate metabolic process.